Messenger RNA from Culicoides brevitarsis, 2887 nucleotides. Its product is annotated as kelch-like protein 17. The record is from RefSeq and is a predicted model, not a curated record. Lineage: Eukaryota; Metazoa; Arthropoda; Insecta; Diptera; Ceratopogonidae. Gene Ontology annotation, molecular function: protein binding. Bases 362 to 2242 code for a protein of 626 amino acids. The transcript is spliced from 4 exons.
UCACAUAAUUGGCAGCAAAAACACCUGCAACAACAUUUUUGUUGAACAAACAUCACUCAUUGAUACUUUGGCUCGUCUCGCGUUCGCUUAUUUACACAACUUUUUAGUACUUUUCGUUUUUUCUCGAACUUGAACAACAUCGAACGUCGUUAGUUUAGACAAAAUUUCGCCGAUAACAGACACAAAUAACGCGACAGAGGAGAUUUUACGGAAGGCCGUUGUUGUGCGAAACGAUGCUGUUGCCAGCAAUCGAAGGAGCGAAGGCAGUUUGAACAUCAUCAUCUCGCUGCGGAAAACUUUCAAAAGUAGUGCACGACGAAUUUGCUGCCAACGCGUUCUUGAGCCGACGCGACGCGACGCAAUGUUCCUACCUGUUAAAUCGAACUCGUCUCCCGUGAAUACGGAAAGCGUUCUUGCGGAAAUGACAGCUGCGGGAGCGGCACAAGAGAAAAGUUGUAACAACUCGACCCAGACUCCGAGUGACAUGAGUCCCGUGGGCGGAUUAACGGGCGACGAUGUUUUACCUCAAGCGCAUCAUCAGAAUCCGGGGCAUUGCAUUGCUUCGUUCAGCGCGAUCAAUCGGAUGCGACAAAAUGUGCAAUUAUGCGACGUAACGUUGUCCGUGGGCAACGAAAUGAUCAAUUGUCACAAAGUUAUUCUCGCUUCGGUGUCUCCGUACUUCUUUGCGAUGUUCAAUGAAGACAUGCUCGAACGAAAUAUGGAUGUAAUUUCGCUUCAUGACAUCGAUCCAGACUCGUUGAAACGAUUAAUUGACUAUGCAUACACGGGCGAGAUCACAAUUACCGAAGAAAAUGUUCAAGUUCUUCUCCCGGCAUCAUCUUUGUUGCAAAUUCAGAGUGUCAGAGACGCUUGUUGCAAAUUUCUCCUGCGACAAUUGCAUCCUUCGAACUGUUUGGGCAUUCGGAGUUUCGCUGAUGCUCAUUCUUGCAAAGAACUCCAUUCACGUUCGCAUCGUUUUGCCUUGCAAAACUUCCAACAAGUCGUCGGAACGGAAGAAUUUCUCCUUCUCGGCUUUAACGAAGUGCAAGAUUUGAUUUCGAACAGUCAGUUGAACAUCUCGUCAGAAGAAAAAGUCUUCUCAGCUGUCCUAAAUUGGGUAAAACACGAUUUAAAUGAGCGAAAACAAUUCGUUUCAGAGUUAAUGACGCACGUAAGACUUCCUCUCGUAUCUCGUGAAUUUCUCAUGGAAUGCGUUGAAUCCGAAGCUCUCGUACGAGAAGAUCCGCAAUGCAAGGAAUUGUUAUUGGAAGCGAUGAAAUAUCAUCUUUUGCCCGAGCAUCGAAGUACUUUGAUCACACAACGCACGUUGGAAAGAAGACCUGAGGGAAUGAAACCCUAUAUUUUUGCCGUUGGAGGAGGAUCACUUUUUGCCAUUCACAAUGAAUGUGAAGCGUACAAUAGUAAAACGAACACUUGGUUGCCAAUAGCUCCGAUGUUGACACGAAGAAGUAGAGCAGGAGCAACGUCGCUGAGAAAAUUGUUGUACGUUGUUGGCGGAUAUGACGGCGAAAAUGACUUAUCGUCGGCGGAGAGAUACAAUCCGAUGACGAACGAAUGGCAAAUGAUCACUCCGAUGGGUACUAAAAGAUCUUGUUUGGGAAUUUGUGCGUUUGAUGGGCUUUUGUACGUUUGCGGAGGAUAUGAUGGAGCAUCCUGUUUGGCAAGUGUUGAAAGAUAUGAUCCAUUAACGGGAGUUUGGACUUCAUGCCCUGCGAUGAGUACUCGAAGACGAUACUGUCGAGUUGCUGUAUUAGACAAUUGCAUUUACGCUCUCGGAGGAUUCGAUUCAAGCAAUUAUCAAUCAUCAGGCGAGAGAUUUGAUCCUCGUGUUGGAACAUGGGAUUCAAUGCCAUCAAUGGGAUCACGACGAAGCAGUUGCGGCGUUGCUACUCUCGAUGGUUAUCUUUACUGCAUUGGAGGUUCUGACGGUACAAUGUGUCUCUUGAGCGGCGAAAAGUACAAUCUUCGUGCUUGCGCAUGGGAACCAAUUGCUCCGAUGCACAGUCGACGAUCUACACACGAAGUUGUCGAAGCAAAUGGAUAUCUUUAUGCACUUGGCGGCAAUGAUGGAAGCUCUUCUCUGAACUCUGUCGAACGUUAUGAUCCAAAAUUGAACAAAUGGAAUGUCGUUACGAGCAUGUUGACACGUCGCAGUUCGAUUGGGGCAUCUGUACUUGAUUGCUUCAAUUUGGAGAAGAAAAUUUGUCAAACGAAUAUUUGACCAAACGUGUUAAUGCGCUCAACAAGCGUUUCGGAAUCGGGCAAUACAUCCAAUUAAAAGUUACCAAAGCGAGAUAAUCAGAAUGUUACCCAACGAGUUCAAAAUUUUCACGUAGUUUCAACAAAAAAAAAAUUAGCAAAAAAUUUCAAAUUGUAUAAAAUUAACCAAAAAUAUGCCUUUAACUUAGCAAAUUGAGGGAAAAUACGGAUUUGAACUUACAGCUUGAUGCUAUUUCAAUCAAAUAAAGGGAACAAAGCUUUUUUUCUAUCCUCUAACAAAUACAAAUUCAAGUCCAACGAAUAAUCAAACAAAAGCAAAAAAUAAUAUUUUUUAAAAGUAGUGAAUCGUAGUCGAGUGUUAGGAGUCAGGUGUUAAGGAAAAACAAGCAGAUGAGUCAUUUUACAUGAAAAAAAGUAAAAUUUUAUUAUGAUUAAAUUAUCUCUGUCACGCACGAGGAACAAGGCAGACGUCUGCGAUACACAGACAAGCAAUUAAUUACCCAAAAAAAAUCAUUAACCCAGAAAAUCCGAAAAAAGGACGAACAAAAGAGCAACAAUUAAGUACAUUAACCACUGCCAUGCGAAGAUAAUUAAAAAAUACAAAAAAAAAAUAUAACUAACCAUAUUUCUCUUUUAUUGUCCUGAU